Molecule: messenger RNA, 5863 nt
Organism: Haliaeetus leucocephalus (bald eagle)
Lineage: Eukaryota; Metazoa; Chordata; Aves; Accipitriformes; Accipitridae
Gene: RUBCN
Product: KIAA0226 ortholog
Exons: 23
Coding region: 274-3525 (1083 amino acids)
Biological process (GO): negative regulation of autophagosome maturation; negative regulation of endocytosis
Cellular component (GO): early endosome; late endosome
Molecular function (GO): phosphatidylinositol phosphate binding
Source: RefSeq, a predicted model, not a curated record
UACCGAGCCUGCUGGAGGAGCAGGCGGGGGAGCCCAGGGAAGGGGCUGCUGGUUGUCUGGGAGACCCAGGGAUGGCGAGGCGGGAGCAGGCUGUGCACAGCAGUGGUUUACACGGCGCCUUCGGGAUCUGCAGGAGGAACCGACAGCCAGCGUGGGAAUGUCCUUGGAGAUCUGGCAGAAGUUCCUCCACGACCUCGGCAUCCUCAGCCCGACCUCUUUAGUGUGCUAAGAAGGAUCGAGAGACUCCUCCAGAAGUUCACCUGAGUCAGCAGCAUGGCUUCCUGCCUCUGCUGUGAGCCACCUUUGCUGACUUGGACCAAGAGAAGUUCCUACCCUUGCUGGCCUGGAGGGACUGAGAAAGCUUGGGAGAGCAAGCAGUGUUUCCCUGUCAUUGUCAGCAGCAGCAGCAUUAAGCCAUUUCUUGCUUCAAGGCCGGAUUCUGUCUUAUCACUCCAGUGCAAAAGAAAGGAGCAUUGGAAGCUGCUAGGCAACCUGAAGACCACAGUGGAAGGUUUGGUGUCCACCAGCAACCCGAAUGUCUGGUCCAAGUAUGGCGGCUUGGAACGACUCUGCAGAGACAUGCACAGCAUCCUCUACCAUGGGCUCAUCCGUGACAAGGUGUGCUGCAGACAGAAGGAUUACUGGCAGUUUGUGAAGGACAUUCGUUGGCUGAGUCCUGGCUCUGCUCAUCACCUGGAGAAGUUCAUCAGCCUGCAGGAGAGCAGCCAGCCUGACCUGCAGGGCCCGGGGGACCAGGCCAUCGCGCAGCUGUGGCUGCAGCACAGCCUGCAGUGCCACUGCCUGUCGGCGCAGCUGAGACCGCUCCUGGGGAACCGGCAGUACAUCAGGAAAUUCUAUGCAGACACUGCCUUCCUGCUCAGUGACGCCCACGUCACGGCCAUGCUGCAGUGCCUGGAGGCUGUUGAGCAGAACAACCCCAGGCUUCUGGCUCAGAUCGAUACCUCCAUGCUGGCCGGCACGUCACUGCCAUCCCUGUGUGCGUCAGGUCCUUCUGCUGGGACAAGAGAGAUGUGUGACCACGACGCUGAAGGACAGGAGGGCCAUCUGCCUAGGGAGCUGGGCUGCCUGGAUCAUUUCACUGAGAGCCUGCUUACCAGGAAGGGCGACGGUCCACCUCCGGUGACGAAGAGUCAGAGCCUGACUGCCCUUCCCGCAUCCCCAUAUGUCCCUGCUGCAGGCUGCACGCAGCAGCGCUGCUUUGGGUCCUUCUCUAGCCUGCACCAUCCAGCCACCUCUGGCCUCUCAGACAGGAGACCAGCGAGCUCCUCCGUCAGCUCCAGCACCAGCCAGCUCCAGGAGCGCUGCCCGUCUACCCGGUCCUCCUCCUUCAGUGAGGGCAGGUCCCCUCUGGAACAGCCUGGCUCUGUCACCCACUUCCACGUCCCCUCACCCAAAGACCCCUUCUCUCCGGCCAGCGAGAUGAGCUCCAGCACCACCAGCCAGAGCGAGGACACUUGGACAGGGAGUCAGGAUGAUCCACAGAGCGAUGUUAACGAUGGGCCGGAGUACCUGGCCAUUGGAAACUCGGGGCGCCGGGGCCGGGCAUGCAGCAGUGCCAGCACCAACAGCACCAAAAGCAGUAGCUCCAAACUCUUCUCCUCCAGCAGUUCCCAGAAGCUGGACUCAGUGUCAUCCCUGGGGGAGCAGGGGGCAAGCGGAGGUGGAAGCAGGGGCCUGAGCCUGUUGCGCCGGUCCAGCUUCUCAGAAGGACAGUCAUUAGCUCCGCAGGGCAUCCUCAAGAAGAGCCACGUGCGCUCGCACUCUGACACCAACGUGGCUUCAGGGAAAUUGCACGAGUCCCACGGUGAUCCAGGUGGAGGGAGAGAGCCAGUCUCUGCUUCCACCCAGAGCAGUGAACUGAGCACACCCAGCUCCCUCUACAUGGAGUACGACUCUGGACAGUACCUGAGCUCGGGGGAAGGGAUGUUCAGGAGACCCUCAGAAGGGCAGUCCCUCAUCAGCUACCUCUCUGAGCAGGACUUUGGCAGCUGUGCCGACUUGGAGAAGGAGAAUGCCCACUUCAGCAUCUCAGAAUCCCUGAUCGCUGCCAUUGAGCUGAUGAAAUGCAACAUGAUGAGCCGGCAGCUAGAGGAGGAGGAGGAAGACAGUGACAAGGAGAUCCAGGAGCUUAAACAAAAGAUUCGCAUUCGGCGCCAGCAGAUCCGCACUAGGCACCUGUUCCCUACCUGCCAGGAGUUGGGCUCAGACAGUCUUGUGGCAACAGACAGUGGGUCCCAGUUCAGCUCCCAUGGCUCCAUGCGGCUCUCUGACUCCGGCUCUGCAGAGGAUGUGGAAGAGUAUGAGAUCCGAGAUGGUAACGAUGGAUCUAACCUGAUUCAAAUGUCCAAGAACGGCCUCUCAGUGUCAAUGGCUUCCUUGUUCUCAGAUGCAGACAUCAAGAGGAACCCAGACUCCAGCAGGAAGUCCUUUCUGUCCUCGGAGUCCAUAUCCCACUCCUUCCUCAAUUCCAACUCAGCAGAGGCCGUGGCCAUGGGCUUGCUGAAGCAGUUUGAGGGCAUGCAGCUCCCGGCCGCCUCUGAAUUGGAGUGGCUGGUCCCUGAGCACGACGCCCCACAGAAGCUCCUGCCCAUCCCUGACUCUCUGCCCAUCUCUCCCGACGAUGGAGAACAUGCCGACAUCUACAAGCUGAGGAUUCGAGUGCGUGGAAACCUGGAGUGGGCCCCACCGCGACCACAGAUCAUCUUCAAUGUUCACCCAGCCCCAACGAGAAAGGUGGCUGUGGCCAAGCAGAAUUACCGGUGUGCAGGCUGUGGCAUCCGGACCGAUCCUGAUUACAUCAAGCGGCUGCGGUACUGUGAGUACCUGGGGAAGUAUUUCUGCCAGUGCUGCCACGAGAAUGCCCAGAUGGUCAUCCCCAGCCGCAUCCUGCGCAAGUGGGACUUCAGCAAGUACUAUGUGAGCAACUUCUCCAAAGACCUGCUGAGCAAGAUCUGGAGUGACCCACUCUUCAAUGUGCAGGAUAUCAAUCCUGCCCUGUACCGGAAAGUAAAGUCUCUCAACCAAGUGUGGCUGCUGCGAAUCCAGCUUUUCCACAUGAAGAACAUGUUUAAGACAUGCCGGCUAGCUAAAGACCUCCUGGACUCCUUUGAUGCGGUGCCUGGCCACUUAACGGAGGAUUUGCACCUCUACUCGCUGAGCGACCUCAGUGCCACAAAGAAAGGGGACCUGGUGCCUCGCCUGACAGAGCUCCUGAAGGCAGGCAGCCUGCAUGUUGAGAAGUGCAUGCUGUGCCAAGCCAAAGGCUUCAUCUGUGAGUUCUGCCAGAAUGAGGGUGACAUCAUCUUCCCCUUUGAGCUCAACAAGUGCAGGAUAUGUGAAGAGUGCAAAGCCUGCUACCACAAAUCCUGCUUCAAGUCCACCCGCUGUCCCCGCUGUGAGCGGCUUCAAGCCCGGAGAGAGCUGCUGGCCAGGCAGAGCAUGGAGUCCUAUGUCUCGGACUAUGAAGACGAGCUGGAGCAGCCGGAGGCGGUGGCAGCCACAUGAGCAUGUUGCAGCGGAGGAGCAGAUCAUGGGUUUAUUUAUGUGCGUGGCCUUCGUCACCAGAGACUGAGCCACAUGGACUGGAGAUGAGGAGGACUGUCAGGAGGCUUGGAGCGCUGUCUUGAAGGGAUCUGUUUUCCCCUGUGUGGUAGUGCUGGGCUGGGGAAGGGGUAUCUUCCAUUGUCCAGGUCUGCUCCAGGUACUGCUCACACUCCCCGAUGCCUUUGCCUGGGGAAAGGUGGCUGCUCCUGCUUGUCCUGCAGGCAGAACAGGGGCCUUUUCUGAGCAGUUGUUCAUGCUGGACCAGGCAGGGCUCUGCUGCCAGUCCCUGUGCCCUGUCCCCUGGCAGGGUCCCCCAGGAGGUCAGCAUUUUCUGCUCAUCAGCUGUAUACUAGGAAGCUCUGGCCAUGUCUACUCCUUGGAGGGGGGAAUCGGCUCUCUGAGUCCUCCAGUCCCCUGUCCUGCUGCUGUGGGUUGUGUGCAUGGAGGGAGGGUAGGGGUUUGGGGUUGGUUGUAUAUUUAACAGCUCCCUUUCUCAAAUCUGGCUUGGGACACUGGCAGAGAGCAUUUGCUCCAGAAUCAGAGCAGAGGAGGUGGCAAUGGUGAAAAUGCCAGAUUUCUGCCUCACCUCUCCGUGCCAUCUGUGCUGAGCUGCUUUCCCUGCCUUCUGCCCGCAGCCUGUGCUGCAGAGGGGCAUUGCCCCCGGAGCAGCCGCACAAGGGGACCAGUGCUGCUGGGCUUUCAGCGGAGGCAGAUCCCCAUGGCUGGAGGGUGCAGUAAGUGAAGCUUCCCACCCUGCUUCCUCCUCUUGCUGCUGGUCUCUCCUCCUGGGGGGACGUGUCCUCCUCUAAGGGCGACAUGGGACAUCACUGGUGGCACCAGGACUUGCCUUGCAUGCAGCUGCCUCCUGCCCGAGACCUGUCAGGAUGUGGGUGAAGGCUCAGCCCUCCGACUGCAUCCCCUGAGCCUCUGUCUCGGUUUGUUCUUUUAGGUUGGGUUUUUGUUUUUUAAUCUGCUGGAUUUGGUUUUAUUUUUUUUAAUGCAGUUGUUUGUAUUUUUAACUGUGUGUUCCCCCCCAAAGGAGGUGCUGCUUGAAAUGCCUCUUUAGGGGAUGUGCGAUCUGUUUAGGACUCACUGGUAUAAAACCUCCAGGGCUGUCCUGCUCCUGGUUGCUCACCCCUGGAUGGGGCUGGCGUUUGCCAGGUGUCCCCUCUCCCAGCAGAUCUCCUGGUCCCCUUGGGAGAGGGGUCCCUGAGCCAGGCAAAGCCUCGAGGCUUCCCGUCUGCGGUGCAGCGGGGUGGCCAGGCAACCUGCAUGCAAUGGGGGUGCACGGGGGAGAGGGGUUUGGCACUAAGGUGCUGCAAAGGGUUGGUCCCUCACCGAUGCAGAGCUGCCUGCCACGACCGAUGGCUCCACAGGGUUGCACCCGGUGGUACAAGGUGAGCUCUGUGCUCUAGGGCUACCAGUUGGUCGAGGAGGUGCCUCUGCAUCGCAGGAGGAUGCUUUAGCCCAUGGCACAGGUGAGUGUCCAGCACCACCUUAGCAUGUGUGGGAUGUGGGGUGGCAGUGGGGUGUUUGGAAGGACAGUGUGGCCUGUGUACGUGUGAGAAGGCUGUUGAGGGACUGGGGAGCAAUACACUGGCAGAAGGCAUCUAGGGGCAAUGGCUUUUGCAGUGCGUGCCCUGGCUUGAGGCUGGGACAUGACCCGUUGUGGGCUGUCGCUGCAGGGGUGGCAGGGUUGGGGGGGUUUGAGAGAGGCUGGGACCAGGAGAGGUGGCCUCAGGGCUUGGUCAGGGAAGGUGGCUGCAAGCCUCACUGCUGGGGGCCUGGCUGCUGCAUGGCAGUAUCCCUCCCCUGCUCUGCAGCAUCCUGACAAAGCCAGGUCUAGCCUGGGGAAGGGGGUUCAGCUCCCCACUCACUCCCCUGGGGUUUUUGCCUCCUGUCUUACUUCUGCUUGUUUUCUGUAGGGGAUCAGCUUCUCUCCCACUUGCUCUCUGUCUCUGCAAGCCGUGGGGCUGCCAGAUGCUGGUCCGCCUUGGUCUUGCCUGUCCCCAAGCCCAAGCUGAGCCCUCCUGCUGCUGCCCAGAGCUGGCACCCCCUUCCCUGGAGCUGCCUCAGCAGCACACCUCCAUCCACCCUGUUUUGUUUGAAGCACUUUAAUGUCAUGGGACAGCAGCUGAGAGGCUGCCUGUGUCCCCUUCUAGAAGCACUGAGUACAUUUAGAGAAGAGGGAAGGGAUUUUGGCUUAUUUGUGGUUUCCACCCUCCGCCAUGGACUUUGUCUGGAAGCAGCAAGACUUGCAAACCCAGCAAGAGGUCUCCAGGGCAGGGUUGUGCCCAGC